This is a messenger RNA of Sander lucioperca (pikeperch), 2761 nucleotides long. RefSeq names its product terminal nucleotidyltransferase 5A-like. NCBI's taxonomy places the organism in Eukaryota, Metazoa, Chordata, Actinopteri, Perciformes, Percidae. Gene Ontology annotation, biological process: mRNA stabilization. The transcript has 2 exons. The coding region runs from base 768 to 2009 and encodes 413 amino acids. The record is from RefSeq and is a predicted model, not a curated record. Gene Ontology annotation, molecular function: poly(A) RNA polymerase activity; RNA binding.
UCGAACUAACUAUGGGAAGCAGCGGCAGCUAUUAGUAGGUGUGGGCUGUCAAUCAAACCGACCCGCCCCAACGCCUCUCAGACGGGAAGCGCUCUGUUCACAACUUCUACAGCAGCUGUGGAGUGGGACCUUUGUGGCAUGACGCAGUACCAACGAGCAACAGACGGCCAAAAUGUGAAGGAAAAACAGCCAUACUCCACUUUAUGAAAGUAGGUGUGCAGUGAAGAAGUCGAGCAGUCUUAAAACGAAUGCGUAAAGUUGUUGCUACGCAGUAGGGACGCGCAAUAAUCUGUGCGUAAAAGUUAGUCAAAAGAGGACAAAGGUAAAACUUGUGCGGUGGUGGAGACGUUCUCUCGGCUGCGAUGGAUGCGUCAGUGAGCCUUUGGGCUGACACUGUGAUGAACAAUCAUUUCGACCUUUACAGUUGAUUUCCAGAGUUUGGCGAUAGCGCCGGAGCGGAGCGCGCAUCGUGGCAGCAGAUGCUGGACAGUGACUAAGCCUGUGGCUGGAAAGCUCAUGAAUUGAAACUGUCUGGACUACAAACUUUGUCUAAGUUAGAAGUAGGACAAGCGCAACACCGCCCGACUAGUUAAUUCUGUCAUGCGUAAAGACGCUUUGUCGUCCAGCAUCUUGUUGUUAUGAUAGACAUCAGCUCCAGCUCUGAACGGUCAGUUCUUCAAAAGGUUGCAGCUGCCUGAUGCCACUACUCCAGCAGGAGUCAGGGGAACGUGUUGUCGUUUACAUCCUUCUGUCUACCUCUUCUCAACAUGGACGAGAGUGUUGAGUCUGCAGCGUCCGACAGCUGCUCGGACGGGGAGAGCAUCAACCUCAGCGUGCUCAACUGGGAGCAAGUGCAGCGGCUGGACACCAUCCUAACCGGCUCCAUACCCAUCCAUGGCCGGUGGAGUUUCCCCACUCUGGAGGUGAAGCCACGGGAUAUCGUCAAGGUGGUCCGGAGCCGCAUGGAGGAGAAGCGGAUACAUGUCCGGGAGGUGCGACUGAACGGCUCCGCGGCCAGCUACGUCCUGCACGAGGACAGUGGUCUGGGAUGGAAAGACCUGGACUUAAUAUUCUGCGCGGAGCUGAAAGGAGAGAUGGAGUUUCAGAUAGUUAAAGAUAUAGUGCUGGACUCUCUUCUAGACUUCUUGCCCGAGGGAGUGAAUAAGGAAAAGAUCACGCCAAUGACCUUAAAGGAAGCCUAUGUGCAAAAGAUGGUGAAAGUGUGCAAUGACUCAGACCGCUGGAGUCUCAUCUCCCUCUCCAACAACCGUGGCAAGAACGUGGAGCUCAAGUUUGUGGACUCUCUUCGACGGCAGUUUGAGUUCAGCGUGGACUCCUUCCAGAUCCGCCUGGACUCACUUCUCCUCUUCUACGAGUGCUCGGAGCACCCCAUGGCUGCCACUUUCCAUCCCACCAUCCUUGGGGAGAGCGUCUACGGCGACUUCCCCACCGCCCUCGAUCACCUGCGCAAGCGCCUCAUCUGCACCAGGAGACCCGAGGAGAUUCGAGGUGGGGGUCUGCUGAAGUACUGCCACCUGCUGGUGCGGGGUUUCCGCGCAGCCUCUGACACAGAGAUGAAACUGCUGCAGCGCUACAUGUGCUCACGCUUCUUCAUAGACUUUCCUGAUGUGAGCGAGCAGAGGAGAAAGCUGGAGUCCUAUCUGCAGAACCACUUUGUAGACCUGGAGGACAGGAAGUAUGACUAUCUGGCCACGCUGUACGAGGUGGUGCAGGAAAGCACGGUGUGCCUGAUGAGCCAUGAGAGGCGUCAGACACUCAGCCUCAUCUCUUCUCUGGCGUUGCGGGUCCUGGCCGAGCAGAACGCAAUCCCCAACGCCGCCAACGUCACCUGCUUCUAUCAGCCAGCUCCUUAUGUCUCAGACGGCAACUUCAGCAACUAUUACGUAGCGCAGGUUCAGCCCAUCUACCCCUGUCAUCCCUCGCCUCCCCAGCAGUACAUUCCUUCUCAUCACCAUCCCAUGUACGCCACCUGGUUGCCCUGUAACUAAACUUUGUGUACGUUCAUGCACUUUUGUGUAUCCGGCGGAACCUUCUUGAAAGAGAUGAUCUUUUUUAUCUCUUCCUUGAGAAGGGAAUUGAGGGAAAUGAGAGAAGGAAGAACAUGAGACAAAAUUAGAUAAAAGGAGAGAAUAAAAGGGAAAUGGAACCUGGAUCAAGGCAGUGGGCCAGAGAAAGGCCUUUCCCUGGGGUAGGGUGCCACAGCAGGAGCAGCUGAGCACACAGGGAGAGAUGCCAAUGAGAGAGGCUGACCCAUCAGUUUUAAGGUUCUCUUCUCAUCAGCACUAAGAUUGAUUUGGCAGACCCUCAGAGUGACCAACAGCCUGGAUACAAGGAUUUUUUUCUUGUCCGUUUGUGAGUUACGGAACUUACUUUUGAAAUGAUGAACAUGUAUAAUAUUCACAUCCUCUUCACAUUAAAAAACAAACUCACAUGCAGCCACAGAGAGUAACGGAGGACACACUUGACGUGCUGAUAUGCAUUCAUGGUCAAACAACGGAGACCUUGUGACUAUGUCCAUUUGCACUGUGUUUGUAUGGGACUCAUUUUCACAAGCAAUGCAAAAUGAGGAACUGGAUACUGUUUACAAAUCCAAAGAUCUAGUUUGAUACUGAACUUUAUCUGAAUUCUUAGACAAAACAACAAAACAAUGCAUGCUUUAUUUCUGUACAGGAAUAAUUGUCUUUAAGUGCCUAGAUAAAGCCUAAAGGGAAGAGAUAUUUUUGUGACUCUUUAUCUUAGA